This is a messenger RNA of Prorocentrum cordatum, 813 nucleotides long. NCBI's taxonomy places the organism in Eukaryota, Dinophyceae, Prorocentrales, Prorocentraceae. The record is from the annotation of a GenBank genome assembly.
GCAGAGCAAGCGUUACAAAAGAAGCUCGUGGAGUCCGGGGAGGAGGCUGUACGCACCAACGAGCACGAGCGGCAGGGCAAGCUCGUCGACGCCGCGAACUCCCCGCAGCUGUCCUCCGCCAUCGCCGCCAACGCGGUGCAGGCCGGCGCCCCAGCGGCCGCGGGGGGUGCUGCUGUCGUGCCAGCAGCGGCGGCCCCGCCGGGCGUGCCGAGUCCAUUCCAGCCGUCACCGCCGUCGGUCGCCGUGCCGCCCGGCGCGCGGACGGCCGCCGAGAGCGCCUGCAUCGUCGCGGAGGGUGGCCACGUGUUCGGGCUGGCGAGUGGCGCGAUGGAGGAGACCAAGGAGGGGAUCAACGAGCAGUGGUCGAACGGCAGGGUCCCCAGAGGCGUGGACCGCAUAGUCAAGGACGCGGGCCAAGGCGAAUGCCCCCCGAGGCCCAGGGAGAAGCUGAUAGACGCGCUCUUCGAGCUCGUCAAGAACAUGGCCCGAAUCGCUUUCGCCCCACUCGAGCACGCCAUCCGCACUGUCAUCUUCAUCGUGAAAGUGCUCUACUUUGUUGUUGCUCUUAGCAUUGCGUUCUAUAUUGGCUAUCGCUAUGGACAUUGGGAUGCAAAGUUGGAGCUAUACAUCACUGCACGUGAUUUCGUCAUUGAGAAUGUUGGUUCCGUGCUGCUUUCUUACUUCACUGGAGGGGCAGUGCCCGUAGGAGCCGUGGACAUGGCCGCAGUCAAUAUACUUGGAGCAUCCUGGGUCGAAGCAUCAGGAGGCCGCAUGUUGCAGGCCAUCGGAUAUGGACCCAGGGCGGCCUCGUGA